Molecule: messenger RNA, 669 nt
Organism: Peronospora farinosa
Lineage: Eukaryota; Oomycota; Peronosporomycetes; Peronosporales; Peronosporaceae
Source: the annotation of a GenBank genome assembly
AUGAGCAAAGUGAACUGGACAGCCUCACGGGAACAUGAUAUUAUGCGCAAUUAUAAGCUUUUACAACAGAGUUUUACGGCUUUGAAGAUUGAUAAACAGAUUCCAGUGGACAGACUUAUUCGUGGCAGAUAUCAGGACAAUCUCGAGUUUUUACAAUGGCUUAAGGCCUUCUAUGACACACAACGGACUCUUCCGAUGGUUUAUGAUGCCCGUUCUCAGCGUGCAAAGGGUAAAGGGGGAGAUCAGUACAUGUACAACAAUAAGGUGGGUGAAAGACACACUUCAACGCCGUCGAUGAAGAAGAAAGCGCGACUUGAUGAACAGACGCCACGACGUCAAACGAGUCAACUUUAUCGUCAUGGAGAGACAAAGUCAUCGGAGUAUACAAUCGUGCUGGAGAAAAUGGAACACAUGAAGAUCACGAGUAAAGGACUAUUAGAGGAGAAGGAAGGACUGAUGAUGCAGAUCCAUGAGCUGAAUGAAGCUAUCAAACGUACUAAAAAGGAACGUGAUUUUUACAUGAAGAAGCUCGAGAUGAUUGGAGAGCUGGUACAUGAAGGCGAGCUCUCGAAGACGACGAGCGCACAGACCAACUUUCUUGGACUAUCGAUUCUUGAUGUGAUAUAUGCGACGGAGGAAGACGAACAGGAGCAGGAGCUGCUAUUUUAA